This is a messenger RNA of Lotus japonicus, 663 nucleotides long. RefSeq names its product secreted RxLR effector protein 161-like. The transcript has a single exon. The record is from RefSeq and is a predicted model, not a curated record. The coding region runs from base 1 to 663 and encodes 220 amino acids. NCBI's taxonomy places the organism in Eukaryota, Viridiplantae, Streptophyta, Magnoliopsida, Fabales, Fabaceae.
AUGAAAGAGUGCCAUCCAACAGCUACUCCAAUGAAUCAAAAGGAGAAGUUUUGCAAAGAAGAUGGAGCUGAAAAGAUUGAUGAAAAGCUGUACAGAAGCUUAAUAGGAUGCUUGAUGUAUUUAACAAGUACCAGACCAGAUAUCAUGCAUUCAGUGAGUUUGCUAUCAAGGUACAUGCAUUGUCCAAGUGAAAUUCAUUUUCAAGCAGCAAAAAGAAUUCUUAGAUAUGUUAGAGGAACCACUGAUUAUGGAAUAAGAUACAGGCAAGUAAAAAGCUUCAGCUUUCAUGGUUAUUCUGAUAGUGAUUGGGCAGGAUGUGUUGAUGACAUGAGAAGCACCUCUGGUUAUUGUUUUACUCUUGGUUCUGGAGUUUUUUCAUGGUGUUCUAAAAAGCAAGAAAUUAUAGCUCAGUCUACAGCGGAAGCCGAGUAUGUAGCUGCUGCUGCUGCUGUGAAUCAAACUCUUUGGAUUAGGAAAAUCAUGGCAGAUUUGCACAUGGAACAACAUGGUAGCACUCAGAUUUUGGUGGACAAUCAGGCUGCAAUUGCAAUAUCCAAUGAUCCAGUGUUUCAUGGAAAAACAAAGCACUUCAAGAUAAAGCUUUAUUUUCUAAGAGAGGUUCAAAGGGAAGGAGAAGUGAAGCUAAUCUACUGCAAGACAUAA